AUGGUUGGAAGCACAAAUGUUAAAUUAUAUGAAGAUUGGAGUCAAAUUACACAAGAAAUGGAGGACUGCAUAUUAGAAGAAAUUCCUUGGAUAGAAGAAGAAAAAGCAAAGAAAAAAGAAAAUGAACACAUGUUAGAGAAGGCUUCUAUGGCUCAAACCAAGUUACAGUCUGAGUUGAUGGCAUUGAUGAUGAGUGGUGAUCCUGGUAUUUCAGCAUUCCCAGAGGCCGAUAACAUGUUAUCCUGGGUUGGUACGAUAAAUAGUGGAAAAAAUACUGUUUAUGAGGGACUGGUAUAUACUUUGUGUUUCCCAACAGUAUAUCCAUUCAAGCCCCCUCAAUUGAAAUUUGAGAUAGAUUGCUACCAUCCGAAUAUUGACCAGCUUGGAAACAUCUGUCUUGAUAUUCUUCGGCUGAGUAUAGAUAAAUGAUCAUUUGCAUAUGAUGUUCGAACUGUACUUUUGUCUAUUGAGAGCCUUUUGGGAGAGCCAAAUAAUGACUCUCCGUUGGAUAGUGAGGUAGCAUUACUAUGGAGUAAUCAAGAAGAGUUUAAAAAGAAUGUGCUUAAGCAUUAUGAAGAUGCUGGUGGUGUUAGAAGUAGAGCUUAA
Molecule: messenger RNA, 606 nt
Organism: Cryptomeria japonica (Japanese cedar)
Lineage: Eukaryota; Viridiplantae; Streptophyta; Pinopsida; Cupressales; Cupressaceae
Source: RefSeq, a predicted model, not a curated record